GGGGUGGCUGGGCUCCACUUGCAUGCUAGUUUUGUGAACCCAAGCAAAAAAGUGACAUUUGACCACGCUUUUGGGCUGCAGAAAAGUACCCAGAAAAGGCACUUUGCGGGCAAUUACAGUUUCCCUUGGCGGAGGUGUGGCCCAAUAGUGUGGAUUUUUAAACGAGACAGACGCUUAGGGAGGAUGAUGGACCUUAAAGAAUAUCUGCCUCCUGAAGCUCGUGGAAUGACUGUGCUGGACAGGAGUGUCUUCCAAAAGAGCAUCCGUGUGCCCAAGCUUAAAGUAGAGGCUAUUAAACUUCUGGAAGUUUUGCCAAUUGUAAAGGAAAAGAUGCUCAAAUUGGGCCAUUUAAAAGCAGUUUCUGGAGAGAAUGUGAAGACUGUACUUCUAAAUCCGGGAAUUGUAAAAAGUUGGGAAGAUGUCAAGGGUCUUGAACAAGUUAAGAUCACAGAGGAUUCUUUGAUUUUCGAGGAGAUUGAAAUUAAUUAUGAGAAUUUCAAGUAUGAUGAAAUUUUUCGUGCAGUCUUCCCAGAAGAUCAGGAAAAUCUCACUUCCUUUUCCCGAAUUGGACAUAUUGUGCAUGUCAAUCUCAAGGAACAUCUCUUGCCCUUCAGGAGACUAAUUGGUGAGGUGUUUCUGGACAAAGUUCCAGGAUGUCGGACAGUUGUUAAUAAAAUCCACACAAUUGAGUCAAAGUUCAGGAACUUUGAGAUGGAACUUCUGGCUGGGCGAGAACGUUACCAAGUGGAAGUCAAGGAGAAUGGAUGUAUCUUUGAAUUGGACUUUAAUAGAGUGUACUGGAAUCCAAGAUUAGCCAGUGAACAUGAGAGAAUUGUUAAAAGUCUCACUUCCGGACACCAUUUUUGCGAUGUAUUCGCCGGUGUUGGCCCCUUUAGUAUCCCAGCUGCUAAGAAAGAAUGCCGUGUCCUGGCCAAUGACCUCAAUCCCGACAGCAUUAAUUGGCUCAAGCACAAUGCCAAGCGCAACAAAGUCGAAGACUCCAUUGAGAUCUGUAACAAAGACGGACGGGAAUUUAUUUUGAGUGAUCUCAAGACUCAUCUGGUUGAAUUCUGGCACCACAGAGACCCUAAAAAAUCUCUCACCAUUGUCAUGAAUCUUCCAGCACUUGCAAUUGAAUUCCUGGAUGUCUUCUCUGGCCUUCUAAGUGAUCAACCUGAACUUCAGGCAAUGGAUCGAUCCCUGCCUCUGGUCCAUGUCUACACCUUCCUCAAAGGAGGCGCCCCUGAAGAUGCCAGAACUUCUGCAGAGUCCCACCUUGGUCACAAAAUCACAGACUUCCAGGGAGUGUCCUUUGUGCGGAAUGUGGCUCCAAACAAAAACAUGUUCAGAGUCACUUUCCGCCUCACAGAUGACAUCCUCUUUGCCCGAAAGGCCCCAAAACGUCCAGCUGUAACUGACGAUCAGGCACCUCAGCAAAAACUCCUUUGUACCUCCCAAGAUGACGAAUAAACUUUACAAGAGGA
Messenger RNA from Phlebotomus papatasi, 1484 nucleotides. RefSeq names its product tRNA (guanine(37)-N1)-methyltransferase. The coding region runs from base 184 to 1470 and encodes 428 amino acids. The transcript has 2 exons. Gene Ontology annotation, cellular component: mitochondrial matrix; cytoplasm. Lineage: Eukaryota; Metazoa; Arthropoda; Insecta; Diptera; Psychodidae. Gene Ontology annotation, biological process: tRNA N1-guanine methylation; mitochondrial tRNA methylation. The record is from RefSeq and is a predicted model, not a curated record.